Molecule: messenger RNA, 3266 nt
Organism: Alligator mississippiensis (American alligator)
Lineage: Eukaryota; Metazoa; Chordata; Crocodylia; Alligatoridae
Gene: ARSJ
Product: arylsulfatase family member J
Exons: 4
Coding region: 1-2103 (700 amino acids)
Source: RefSeq, a predicted model, not a curated record
AUGGCAGAGAAGAGUAAAAGCCACAAUGGACACAUCUGUGAAAAAUCUUUCCUGGUAGUCAUCCAGGUUGGCCUGCAUUUUGUGAAGCCAUUUUCUCCAGAGUUUGCAUAUGUGUCAAAGCCUAGCCCAGCCCGGCGCGGCGCGGCGCGGCGCGGCUCGGGACAGGACGGGGCGGGGCAGCAGCUCUCGGCCGAGGACGAGCAGCUGGAGCCGGGCGCGAGGCUGGGCGGGGAGGAGGAAGACCGAGGCGGCGGCGGCAGAGGAGGCGGAGACGCUGCCGCGGGGCGAGCCGCCUCCCCCCGUGCCCGGAGCGGGCGGCGGAGGCAGCCGGCAGCAUCCCCGUCCCGCCAUGAGCCGCAGCCUGCCCGCGGGCGGCGGCCUGGGCACGGGCUGAGCCGGGAUGCUGUGAGCCGUGCGCCCGGGCCGGGGAAGAUGCUGGCGGCGGGCGUGCUGGCCGGCUUCUCCGCGCUCAGCCUGCUCGCCUACGGCUACCUGUCGUGGGGCGGCGCGGAGCCCGGCUCGCAGCCCCACCUCGUCUUCAUCCUGGCGGAUGACCAGGGCUUCCGAGACGUGGGCUACCACGGCUCCGAGAUCCGCACGCCCGCGCUGGACCGCCUGGCGGCCGAGGGCGUGAAGCUGGAGAACUACUACGUGCAGCCCAUGUGCACGCCGUCCCGCAGCCAGCUCAUCACCGGCAAGUACCAGAUACACACAGGUCUUCAGCAUUCGAUUAUAAGGCCUACCCAGCCUAACUGCUUACCUCUGGAUAACAUGACACUACCUCAGAAGCUGAAGGAGGUUGGCUACUCAACGCACAUGGUUGGCAAGUGGCACUUGGGAUUUUACCGUAAAGAAUGCAUGCCUACACAGAGAGGAUUUGAUUCCUUUUUUGGAUCACUUUUGGGCAGUGGGGACUAUUAUACUCACUACAAGUGUGAUAGCCCAGGGAUAUGUGGCUAUGACCUGUAUGAAAAUGACAAUGCAGCUUGGGAUCAUGACAAUGGCAUCUACUCAACACAGAUGUACACACAAAAAGUACAACAGAUUUUACAAUCUCAUAAUCCCAAGAAGCCUAUAUUUUUAUAUAUUGCUUAUCAAGCUGUUCACUCCCCAUUACAAGCACCAGGCAAGUAUUUUGAAAAUUACAGAUCAAUAAAUAAUAUAAACAGGCGGAGAUACGCCGCCAUGCUGGCAUGCUUGGAUGAAGCUGUCCACAAUGUGACCCUGGCUUUAAAGAGAUAUGGUUACUAUGACAAUAGUAUUAUCAUUUACUCUUCAGAUAAUGGUGGGCAGCCAAUGGCUGGAGGAAGUAAUUGGCCCCUCAGAGGAAGCAAAGGGACGUAUUGGGAAGGAGGAAUCCGUGCUGUUGGUUUUGUUCAUAGCCCGCUUCUGAAAAACAAGGGGUCUGUGUGCAAGGAGCUCGUGCACAUAACAGACUGGUUCCCUACCCUGAUCACCUUGGCAGAAGGACGGAUCGAUGAGGAUAUCCAGUUAGACGGCUAUGAUAUAUGGGAGACCAUUAGUGAAGGUAGGCGUUCCCCAAGGGUGGAUAUCUUACACAACAUUGAUCCUAUUUACACCAAAGCCAAGAAUGGCUCCUGGACAGCAGGCUUUGGGAUUUGGAACACAGCAAUUCAAUCAGCCAUUAGAGUAAACCAUUGGAAACUACUGACAGGAAAUCCAGGAUACAGUGACUGGGUCCCUCCUCAGGCUUUUAGCAAUGCUGGUCCCAAUCGCUGGCAUAAUGAACGGGUUUCUUGGUCAGCUGGGAAAACAGUGUGGCUUUUUAACAUAACUGCUGACCCAUAUGAAAGAGUGGAUCUUUCUGGAAAAUAUCCUGAGGUAGUAAAGUAUUUGUUGUGGAGACUUUCACAGUUCAAUAAGACUGCAGUUCCCGUUCGAUAUCCACCUAAAGACCCUCGGAGUAAUCCUAAGCUCAAUGGAGGUGUUUGGGGCCCAUGGUUUAAGGACGAUGAGAAGAAAAAGAAACCAGGGAAAAAUAAAAAGGGAGAAAAUAAACAAAAGAAGAAGAAAAACAAAAAAAAAUCAAAUCAGAAAAAAGGGCAGUCCUUAAAUUGCCGCUCCUGGCUUGCUGGUGGAUAGACUUGACUACUGUCUUUGCUCAAACCUAAGUCUGGCUGUUCUUUGUUGAGCUUCUGACAUCCCAUCAAAGUACAAAUGCCAGAUGUGCACUAUGAGUGAAAGCUCUCCUCUUCUGAUUUCUUUUCACAUUUCACUAGCACAAGUUAUCUUGACACUGUACCUGGAGAAUAUAUAAACACCCACAUAAAAAAAACUUUCUUCUCUCCAUUACUAAUAGUGUUUAUCUUUCACAGCUACAUUCCAGAUAACAAUGGAAAUGACUCUCAACUUCAGUAAUUCCAUAGUUGAAGCACACAUAAUGGAAUAAUUCCAUGACUGAACUACUAAAUAUCUCAGUAGUGGUAUGGAAAGGUUAAUGACAGAUUUUUCUCAAGCUGAUAAACAUCAUUUAUAUGGAAAAAUAAAAAAAAGGCCCUGACAAUCAGUGAAGUUUACAGUGGGUUGUAAUCAUCGAGCUGUGAAUUUCUUAUGGAGCGCAGCAGAAGAUUAAGCUACCAGAAUAACCCAAAUAUUGGAGGAGAACAAGCUGCUUUAAAUUACAUUAUUCUGUUCUACAUAAAUGGAAUAAUUUUUUUCUUCCUUCAUUGUGCUAGGCUAUACUUCUUUCUGGUGAAAUCAAAAUGCUGGUAUCCAAAUACACAUGAAAAAACUAGCAUGUGCCUUAUAUUACGUACCAAAGGAUUAGACAGAUAUGGAGUCUUUAAGCACACCACCAAAAUGAAUGUAAUGUUUAAAUACUUAAAUAUCCUGCAGUACCUGAAAAUAAUUUAUUUUUACAGCACAAGUUUGUUAAUUCAUUCGUAUUGAAACAUUUACCAGUGGGUGAUGCAAGUCGCCCUUUUUUGUUUUAUUUUAGCUCUGUCACUAGAAGAGUUUUAUUUAGCUAAUGUAUCCAAAUCUACAGAGUACUGUAAAACCAGAAAAUACUGUAGACACUGCUAGAAUGCAAAAGACGAAUGAUUCGGGUACAUCUUUUUUCUUUAUGUAUUUGCCUCCAGUUAUUUUGAAUGUAUCAAAGUGAUUAUUUUACUUAGUAGUCACUUGGAGUAUGUUGUUCAGUUUCUUUAUAGAAGCUAGACCACCUAUAUUUGUUUUUUGGGAGGGAAAGUCUACUUUAAACCUUUUUAUUUAUGUAUCUAUUAAAAUAGUUUAUUUUUAUGGCA